AUGCAGAUCGAAUACAACGUGUUUUCGUAUAGGAAUGAUGACAAGAUCGCCUGUGCUGGGUUUUGCACAGGGCGCAUUUUUGCAUCGCUUCCACACAAGAUUGUUGAGUGGAGUCGAACAGAAAGGGCAGUUGCCUGUGUGCAUGAAAUAAGCGAGGAGGUGGUUGGCAUGGCAAGCAUGAGUGAUGGAUGUAUUGCAUUGCUGUCGAAGAGCUCUGUAUGGCUGUUGCUUGGGAGUGAGAUCAGGUACGUGAUGGAAAAGCCUCCUUUGUGCGGAGUAGUUGUGUAUCGUGAAAGGCUGCUGCUUAUUGAUGAGCAAAGCAUCACGAGUAUGUGUGUGCAGGAAAGAAGCACCAAGAUCAGCCGAGCCAAGAUGAGGAACAGAAGCGGAAUGUGCACAUGUGGAGCGGAGUCUGAAAACGGAUUGCUUCUAGCAUUUGAGAAUGGAGAUGUGGUGGAGAUCAGCGCACAGGCGAUGGCAGACAUACUUGAUGGAAGAGCAGCAGAGGUGGAUACCGAGUGCCUCAGAACCAUGAUUCGCUUGAGAGAGCCUGUUAUCUCGGUUGGGGUUCUGAACCACCUACUGGUUGUGGCGCUGUUCAACAGAAAGAUGCUGACAAUUAAUCUCAAGUCGGGCGAGGUAUCAUACACAGAGCUUGCAUAUGAAGUAAAAUUUUCGGCGCUGUGGAACGGCAUGAUCGUUGUAAGCGACAGCAGGGAAAACAUCAUACUGAUGGAUGAGCAUCUAAAGAUUGCAUAUAGCAAGCGCAUGAGAGAUGAAGUGUGCAGUCUUGUCUCCAGCGGCACCGAUUUGAUUGUUGGAUUCUCAACAGGCACGGUGAAAGAGUGCAGGCUGAGCCGUUUUGAUUGCACAAGCAUUCCGGCUGACACGGGCAUCCAAAGGAUCAGUGCGAAUGCCGGCAUCCAGGCAGAAGCAGACGGCUGCUUACGUAUGCUCUGCAGCGCAAUAAAGUACCUUUAG
Messenger RNA from Ordospora pajunii, 981 nucleotides. RefSeq lists its product as uncharacterized. The coding region runs from base 1 to 981 and encodes 326 amino acids. Lineage: Eukaryota; Fungi; Microsporidia; Ordosporidae. The transcript has a single exon. The record is from RefSeq and is a predicted model, not a curated record.